This is a messenger RNA of Microthlaspi erraticum, 453 nucleotides long. Lineage: Eukaryota; Viridiplantae; Streptophyta; Magnoliopsida; Brassicales; Brassicaceae. The record is from the annotation of a GenBank genome assembly.
AUGAGGGCUAUCACCAAUCCUGGUCGAUUUGGAGAAAACUAUUUUAUAGCGAUGCAUUGUCGUUCGAGUAAAAAAUUCAUCCUGAUCGAGCAGCAGAAAACCGCUGAUUAUCAUCCACGCAUCAACUGUAAUACCAGAAGAGAAAUCGUCACACAGUUCUUUGACGAUCAAAGCUUGAAUUUUUACGCCCUAAGUAAACAUGAGACGAUCUCAGUCUUUUGGAGCAUUCUGGAGCAUAUGGGACGUGAGGAGCAUGGAAGGACUUGGUGCAUGGACACAGCUCAACAGGAUACGCAAAGGAAGAAGGAGGAAGCCAUCUUGAAGACCAGCUCGACCAUCUACUCGACCAACCGGUCGAGUUCGCCAACUCGACCGGCCAAGCUUCAACUCGAUCGAGCUGAGAAGUCAAAGUCAAACCCGAAAAAUGUUGCUUCCCCCUUGACUUGUCUUUGA